Molecule: messenger RNA, 2430 nt
Organism: Saccharomycopsis crataegensis
Lineage: Eukaryota; Fungi; Ascomycota; Saccharomycetes; Ascoideales; Saccharomycopsidaceae
Exons: 1
Coding region: 1-2430 (809 amino acids)
Source: RefSeq, a predicted model, not a curated record
AUGGCUAAGAAACCAGAUCCUUUUGCGGCCCUUGAUACCCCUCAACCUAAGAAAAGAUCGUUUUUGUCUUCCUUGUUUGGCGGUAGCAAAUCUAAGUCCGCCACCGACAAUAAGCAACCGGAAGCUGCCGCUCCAGAAACUUACAGUUCACCUUUUAGAACCGGUGAAGCAAAGAAAGAAAAGCCUUCUGACAGCUUGAAGGAUAAUUAUAAUCCGCCAGACUUGCAAAAGAAAUCGAAGACUCCAAAAGAUUUCACUUCCGGCACUAAAUUGACCCAAGAUUUGACCGACAAGCCUUCCAAGAGAUUUUCCAUUAGAAAUUUCUUUACCUCUGCUCCAGCACCUGUUGUCGCCAAGGAAUCCAAACCAGUUGAAGAAACGUCUGCUGAAACUGAAGGAAAAAGUGUCAAGUCCAAGGAAGAGGAGUCAAUCAAUGAAGCUGAAGAACAAUUGACCGGUGCCGCUGAAAAUGUCCCAGCCUCCUCAGAAAUUGAACCUUCCCAGCCAUCUGUCAAGGACGCUGCCAUCGUCAAUAAGGAAGUUGAACCAAAAGUAGUAGAAGAAGAAGAGGAAGAAGAGGAAGAGAAGGAGAAGGAAGAAACUGAACCAGUAUUAGAAACUCCAGAGGCAAAAGAAGAAUCUUCUGAAGAAAAACCAGCCGAAGAAGAAAAAGUCGCCGAGGAAAAGGCUAUCGAAGAAACUGAAAAGUUAGAAGAGCCAGUUGAAGAUGAAGCACAAGAGGCCGCUGAUGAAGUUGAAGAAGUUUCCCCUGAGAAACCAAUUACUGAGUCCUCAGAAGUUGUCGAUGAACCAAAGGAAGCUAAAGAUGAAAUUGUCAAAGACGCCGAAUCUAAGGCUCCUGAAACUAAUGAAAAGGAAAAUGAAACCGAAGAACCUGUGGCUUCCGCUUCUGGCAAUAAAGACAUUGACGUCGGUGCUGGAUUAGUGAUGAAGCACAAGGAUGUUCUUACCAUUGCUAAGGCUAAGAUUGCCCCAAUAUUAGUCAAGUUGGAUUCCAAUGCCAAAAAGCAACAAAUGACCGAUGAAGAGUAUGAAGAAUACAAAAAGCAAGAACGUCAAGCCAAACAUGACACCAAGUUGCAAAAGUUGAAGGAAAAAAAUGACACCAAGUUCAUCAAAAAGGAGACCAAGUAUAACUCUAAAAUUGAAGAAUUGAAGAACAAGAUUUCUGAUUUGGAAGCCAAGAUAACUACUGCCAAGGAAGAACAUGUCAAGGGUUUGGAAGAUGCCAAGAAGCAACAUGAAGAAGCAUUACAACAAGAAAAGGAAAAAUUCGACACUGACAAGGAAAACUUGAUCAAGGAACACGAAAGCUUGAAAUCUAAAAAAGAGCAAGAAAUCGAAGAGCUUGUUUCCAAUCAAAAGAAAACCAAAUUGAAUAUUAAAGUGGCGGAAGCUCAAAAGGCAGAAUUUGAAACCAAAUCAAAGUUGUUGACUGUCAAUAUUGGGGAAUUGGAAAACCAAUGGAGUGACAAGAAGAAAGAAUUGGCCCAAUUAGAAGAGAAGUUGAAAACUCAACAACUGGAACUUGGUGAGCUUAAAAAAUCCCAUGCUGAGACCGUCGAUGCUAUUGCUAAAGAAUCUUCAAAACAAGCUGAAUUGGACGCGAUUAUUACUGGAACCACCAGCGAAAUUGCCAAUGCCAAGGAGUCUAUCAGAAUUUAUGAAGGUCAAUUGAGUAAAUUGAAGGAAGAAUCGGCUGAAAGAAAAGGGUUAUACGAAAAAUUGACCCAAAACUUGAAGGAACAACAGGAAUUUGAAGAUCAAUUGAAUGAAACCAAGGCUGAAAAGGAAAAAGAAGUUGAUGCGUUGAAGAAUGUCGGCAAGAAAGCUAAAGUUGUUGAAACUCCAGAAACUGAAACCAAAGAAACCGUUGCUUCUAAAUCAACUGAUAUUGCACAACUGUCUAAUGCUCAAACAAGCGAGCUCAAACCAACUGAAGUUACUACAACUGAAGUUAAACCAACUGAAGUUAAACCAACUGAAAUUAAACCAACUGAAGUUAAACCAACUGAAGUUAAGCCAACUGAAAUUAAACCAACUGAAGUUGAACCAACUGAAGUUGAACCUAUCAUUAAAACAACCGAAGCUCCAAAGACAACAAUCGAAACAGUUGAAAAAAAUACCACUGAGGUUGCUGAACCAAAAUUGUUGCCAGAAUCCACAAAAACCGAAGCAACAGAAUUACCAGAAUCAACACCAAAGACUGAAGCUUCUGCUGCUGCUGAUGAUGAAAGCCAAAAGGCCUCUGCUGAAGCUGAUGCUUCAGUUACUGAAGCCGCCGUCAAUGAUACCAUGGCUAGUGAACCAGAAGCAACGGAAGUCCCAAAAUCUCCAACCCAGAAUGGUGCCAAUAAGGGUAAGAACAAGCCAAAGAAAAAGAAGAAAAAGAAUGGCAAGAAGAAAUAA